Molecule: messenger RNA, 2360 nt
Organism: Chara braunii
Lineage: Eukaryota; Viridiplantae; Streptophyta; Charophyceae; Charales; Characeae
Source: the annotation of a GenBank genome assembly
UGGAGCGGUGAAAUGCGUAGAUAUCGGAAAGAACGCCCAACUGGCCAAGCAGCUAGGAAGAAAUGAAGAGAACGAGAAUUAUUAAAACUAGCAUAUUGAAAGAUUAAGCGACCAAAGUAGCCAUGAGCUGCUACAAUGUUAUAAGUUUCUUCUUCUUGACUAAAUUUGUAACCUGCAUUAGCAGAUUCUUGUUGGCUUGCAGGCCAGGUAAGUCCUCAUUUCAGCAGGCCACGUCAGGGACCCGCCGCGCAUGACCACACUUACUCGCUCGCAGACAGCAGCGAUGAAUCAGAAGGCAGGCGAGACUGACGAGGCCUACGAGGCACGAUUGAUGGCCCUCAUAGCCGAAGGCAAGCAACGGGCAGACGCAGCGGCAGCAGCACGGAAGAAGAAAGAAGCAGAGGCAGAGAAACAGCGUCUUCUGGCGGAAGAACAGCGGCAGAAGCACGCGCCAGCAGCAGCCAAGGCCGCUGAUGAAGAACGCGUACGGCGACGCGAGAUCAUAUUCAGGGAGGAAAGUGCAUUACACGCACAGGCCAAGGAUUGGCAGAAGGAGGCCGAGAACGGCGAUCCCGUUGACGUCGGGAGCAGAGUAUCUCAGCUGCUCAACCGUGUCACGGACCUCCUCGCGACUUGCAUCGCGCARCARGAGGAUAUCUACUCUCUCGACCACACCAACAAGGCGUUACAGCAGUCGCUGGACCAGACGCUCAAGCGCGUUCAACAACUGGAGCAGCAGGUCGCUAACGCCAAUGCCAGCGCCGGCCCCUCCGACCUCGCCGACCGCGUCAACGUCUUGGAGAUAGACGUGGGGACACUCAAGGCCGGGGCGCAACAGCACGUCUGCGCCGCAGCCAGCUCCAGCACGGCGCCACGCGAGACCAUUGUCAAGUUUGACGGGCUCCCGAUCUUCUAACAGCAUGCCAAGCGGAGACUGGAUUUCCGAGUUCCAACGCCUCGCAAGCACGCCCAAGCUGCCGCUGAACUUCGACGACAUCAAGCUCUAUUUCAUCAAGAGGUCGUGCCCGGCGUUGCAGAAUGCGUUGACUCAUGUCGCCGACACCCUCACUACAAGCGAGGAACUCUUCAACAAGGCCGCGCAGAUCAUUGUGACGAACUUGGCAGCCCGGAAUACGAGCNGGCCGCUGAUGAAGAACGCGUACGGCGACGCGAGAUCAUAUUCAGGGAGGAAAGUGCAUUACACGCACAGGCCAAGGAUUGGCAGAAGGAGGCCGAGAACGGCGAUCCCGUUGACGUCGGGAGCAGAGUAUCUCAGCUGCUCAACCGUGUCACGGACCUCCUCGCGACUUGCAUCGCGCARCARGAGGAUAUCUACUCUCUCGACCACACCAACAAGGCGUUACAGCAGUCGCUGGACCAGACGCUCAAGCGCGUUCAACAACUGGAGCAGCAGGUCGCUAACGCCAAUGCCAGCGCCGGCCCCUCCGACCUCGCCGACCGCGUCAACGUCUUGGAGAUAGACGUGGGGACACUCAAGGCCGGGGCGCAACAGCACGUCUGCGCCGCAGCCAGCUCCAGCACGGCGCCACGCGAGACCAUUGUCAAGUUUGACGGGCUCCCGAUCUUCUGUGACGCAUCGAAGACGGACCCCAUACAAUGGUGGCGCCAGUUCGAACUCAAGCUGGACCUCCACCACGUCGCCAACGAGAAUCGGCAUGCAUAUUUGGAAGCAAUUGCCAUGGAUAUCACCGAGGCGUUCCCCAAGCACAAGACGGGCAUCGAUGGGAUUCUCACGGUGGUUGACCGACUCACCAAGUUCGUCAUGUUCUUGCCUUGCCGCUACCAUGCCAAGGCACCGGAGUUGGUCGAGGUUCUCUACGCCAGUUGGAUUCGAACCAAGGGUUACCCCAAGGAAAUCGUUUGCGACCGCGACACUCGGUUCAUGUCCAACUUUUGGUUGGCGCUCAUCAAGCGAUGGGGCUCUUCCCUCAAGCCAAGUUCAGCUCGCCACCCCCAAACCGAUGGCCAAACGGAGAGGGCACAUCAGACCGCACAGGUCCUUCUUCGCACUCUCAUUCGUCCCGACCAAAAGGAUUGGGUCGAGCGGCUGCCGAAUGUUGAGUUGGCUUACAACUCGUCUAUCCAUCCGGCUAUCGGGAUGUCACCGUUCGAGUUUGAGCAUGGCUCGCCGGUCAACUCUCCGGUGGACACAAUCAUGCCACGGAUGACCGAGAGCGACGACCACCUUCUCUUCAUUCGUCGGAUGCAAGAGCUUGUUGUCAAGGCAUGCGAUCAGAUGUCGAAGACGUAGCAACGUAUGCGCCAACAGGCCAACCGCCAGCGUCUUCCUUGUCCAUUCCGCGCCGGCGACCUCGUAUGGGUUUCCGCUGCGGAAUUCA